Folsomia candida is the source of this 1969-nucleotide messenger RNA. RefSeq lists its product as uncharacterized. The record is from RefSeq and is a predicted model, not a curated record. The transcript is spliced from 2 exons. Lineage: Eukaryota; Metazoa; Arthropoda; Collembola; Entomobryomorpha; Isotomidae. The coding region runs from base 418 to 1617 and encodes 399 amino acids.
CUUAAAAAAUUAUCUCGUUAGUAAACAUCCAUAUUUAUCACGAUAUUUUAAUUUUAAUCUUUCUAUUAAGUGUAUACGUAUUUAAAUAAAUAUUAUCACCGCUAGAUGACAAAAUACACAAUUAAGGGUACACUCCUACUAGAAAUUAGUGAUUCCUGAUACAGUAAAUUAAUGCUGGGUUGAAUAUUUUUGAAUACGGUGGGUCAUUAAAAGUACUCUAAUUUCGAGUUACAAAAAAAUAAGAGCUGAAAUUUUAGCCCAUGAAAUCAUUACACUUUAUUCAGCAAAAUUCUGGAUUUAAAUUUAUUGCUAUAAAUCUAAUUAUUGCAAAGAGCACGUUCAUUACAUUCGUAUGCAUUUAUAUAAAGGCAACGAGUCUUUAUUUUCCGUAUAGCUAAACAAUUUCAUUUCGCAAAAAUGCAAACCCAAAAUUGUAUAAAGAUUUCGUUAUGGAGUCUAAUUUUCAGAAUAGCUUAUUUUUUCGCGAACCCUGCAUCCUGCGUAAACUGGGCAUAUUUCAAAAUGUAUGAUGUUGAUACCACGGUCACCAACAAUGGCGAGACGACUGUUGUCAUGGAGUUUUACCAGAGCGAGCCUCAUCUAUCAAACGACUUUCAACGAGUUAUGGCCAACACUCACCAGAUAUGUACGAACGGAUUGUGGCGACUUUUCCCAGGAAGUUUGUAUACUUUGACUGGCAGCUAUGGUGCCGAAUUUCCAACCGGUUUCGGAUUUGGAAGCUCAACCGAUUACGAAACUUGCAUUACUUUAAGCCAAUCCGAAGCAAUAGCACUUUCGACUAUGGGAUCUUUGCGCCGAGUUGGUCCUAAAAAUCUCGAAGAUAUUUCCCUUCGUACUUACACUGGUCCAUAUUACUCUGGAAUAGAAUCUGUCAUCGAUGGGCAGAAUAUGGAGGACCGUAACUUGCGAGGAUAUAUGGACUCGUAUGUGAUAACGGGACCCAGGUAUCAACAUCCUGAUAACUAUUCCGCAUUUAUCCCCGUUUUCCAGUUUUUCGAAUUUGAUCGCUAUACUGGAGAAAAGAUGUGCAUCGUAAUGGGAAAUGACCAACAUGGAAAUUCGAUCCCAAGAAAAGGCGCAGCAUUCACGGCCAGCGUGUAUGAGGAGAAAGUGGUGGAUGGCGAAAUGGGAGCUCGGUUUGGAUCCGUUAAACUGAUUCCUUACUCCUAUAUGUAUUAUAAUACAGAGAGCAGUUGUCCACAGAAUAGCACAAUCUAUGUUCCCGAGGGGGAAGGUUAUGGAGAUGAUGACUAUGAUAAUACCUAUUAUUCACAAACUUCUAACGGGGGUGGUUAUGGUUACAGUGGUGGCUACAAUGCAUACAAAAGUGAUCCUUCGCCAAGAGCAAGUCACUAUUCUCCAAGUUACGAAUCGCCCAGUUAUCAUCCACCAUAUUCUCCACCAGCUUAUCAACCAACCUAUUCUUCUAGUUAUCAUCAACCGAGGUAUUCUCCACCAGCAUAUGAACCGCCAGCUUAUCAACCAAGCUAUUCUCCAUCAUAUGAACCAAGCUAUUCUCCUCCAGAUUACCAACCAACCUAUUCUUCUCCAGCUUAUCAACCGAGUUACCAGCCAAGCUAUCAACCGAGUUAUUAGCUCGGUUAUCAACCGAGUUGCAUCCCUACGUAUCAACCAUCUUAUUCACCACCAAGUGCUUCAGUUGUCACAAAGAAAAGUUAAAUACAUUAAAAAUCGAACCCUACUUAUCCUUAAGUAAAAGUUACCAAUUAGUAUAUGUACAUAGUGAUGAUAAUCGUAAGAUCAAUUGAAUGCUGUAGUAAAAUCAGAACGAUAUACAUCGACAAUCUCUUUCAAAUCAUAUUAAAACUAUAAUCUUGAAAUUUCUUAGGUAUAUAUUAUAGACAAUUGCAUUAAAUAAUUUAAGUCAUCUGUCAAAAACUCUAAACCGUCAAUAAAAUUGUAUAAUAAACAAAGCUAUUCAAUUCUA